Molecule: messenger RNA, 1257 nt
Organism: Eubalaena glacialis (North Atlantic right whale)
Lineage: Eukaryota; Metazoa; Chordata; Mammalia; Artiodactyla; Balaenidae
Gene: GALR2
Product: galanin receptor 2
Biological process (GO): neuropeptide signaling pathway; adenylate cyclase-modulating G protein-coupled receptor signaling pathway; negative regulation of adenylate cyclase activity
Cellular component (GO): membrane
Molecular function (GO): galanin receptor activity
Source: RefSeq, a predicted model, not a curated record
AUGAAUGGCUCGGGUGGCCUGGACACCGAGGACACGAACGAGGCGGGCGGCGGGGGUAGCUGGCGGCCUGAGGCGGUCAUCGUGCCCAUGCUAUUUGCGCUCAUCUUCCUUGUGGGCACCAUAGGCAACUCACUGGUGCUGGCCGUGCUGCUUCGUGGUGGCCAGGCGGUCAGCACCACCAACCUCUUCAUCCUCAACCUGGGCGUGGCCGACUUGUGUUUCAUCGUGUGCUGCGUGCCCUUCCAGGCCACCAUCUACACCCUGGACGACUGGGUGUUCGGGUCGCUGCUCUGCAAGCACUUCCUCAUCUUCCUCACCAUGCAUGCCAGCAGCUUCACACUGGCUGCCGUCUCCCUGGACAGGUAUCUGACCAUCCGCUACCCGCUGCACUCCCGCGAGCUGCGCACGCCUCGCAACGCCCUGGCGGCCGUCGGGCUCAUCUGGGGGCUGUCGCUGCUCUUUUCCAGGCCGUACCUGAGUUAUUACCGCCAGUCACGGUUAGCCAACCUGACCGUGUGCCACCCGGCGUGGAGCGCGCCUCGCCGCCGCGCCAUGGACCUCUGCACCUUUGUCUUCAGCUACCUGCUGCCCGUGCUGGUGCUCGGCCUGACCUACGCGCGCACCCUGCGCUACCUCUGGCGCGCCGUCGACCCGGUGGCCGCCGGCUCGGGCGCCCGGCGCGCCAAGCGCAAGGUGACGCGUAUGAUCAUCACCGUGGCCGCGCUCUUCUGCCUCUGUUGGAUGCCUCACCACGCGCUUAUCCUCUGCGUGUGGUUCGGCCGCUUCCCCCUUACGCGCGCUACCUACGCGCUGAGUAUCCUCUCGCACCUGGUCUCCUACUCCAACUCCUGCGUCAAUCCUAUCGUCUACGCUCUCGUCUCCAAGCACUUCCGCAAGGGCUUCCGCAAGAUCUGCGCGGGCCUGUUGCGCCACGCCCCGCGCAGAGCCUCCGGCCGCUUGUGCGUCGCGGCCCAGGGCACCCACAACGGCAGCGUGCUGGAGCGCGAGUCCACCGACGUAACGCACGUGAGCGAGGCAGCCGGGCCCUCUGCUCCUGCGCCGGCGCCUUUUAGCUGCCAGUACUCGAGCUCGGUUCCCAGCCUGUCCUGGCGGGACCAAAAGGCUCCCAAAGCCAUCUUGACAGUUAAUAAAUCCCUAACUGAGGCUGAGGAGCGCGGGACGACCGAAGGCUCUUUGCACGUGGCCAUGCGGAAGCGCCAGGUGUAUAUAGAUCGGGGAACCAGCAGCCGCCAGUGA